AUGUCCCUGUUUGGCCGUUGGAGUGAGUUGGCACAGUUCCAGACGGUACGGGCAGUGCGCACCCAUUUUGGGGUUGGCGAUGAUCAUUGGGCUUGUUUUACCAGAACGGUUGGAGAUUUUCAAGAUGACCUCCGAGUUCUUGCUGCUUUUCCCCGAACGGGGUUGCUGGCAGGUGUUUCACAGUCACAGUUUCCCGAUGGCACAGGUCUGACUCCGGUCCAGGCAACUCAGAUCGGACUGGUGUGGCGCUUGGCACGUCGGGUAAUAGCUCAUGGUAGUGGCAUGGACGAGACAGAAUUCCAGGACAUUGACCCAUGGCAGGAGACAAAUGCAAGUACGACAGCGAGGCAAAGUCCCCCUUCCUCGGGUGUCAAGGAGAAGGUCCUCAAAAUGUCGACACUGAUCGACCAAAGCGACGAAUCCGAACUCCUUCCUCCAGGAUCAUCGGAAAUCAAUGCUUGGCUCCAAAAUUACCAUGCGGUGAUGGGGGCAAUGCCGGAAGAAGCCGAAGAACCUAGUCCCAAUCAACUGGCUGCUCUCUCAAAGAGAGUGUUUCGAGAUGACGCUCCACCUUACGUUGAUUUCGCGGUGUUUGGACCGUAUGAAAGAAAGUUGACAAAGGUCCAGAAGUGUCGCAUCUACACACCACUGGGCGAUGGCACCUACCUCCAAAGGGAUUUGCCCGGCCUCCAACCUAUCAAGGCGGGCUUGGGUCGUCAAGUUCCUAGAGAUUGGGACCAGAGAUCCCCUUGGAGCUGUUUGUUCAUACAGUUGGCAAAAGAUGAUGCAUACUGGGCGGAAAAGGUCCACAUCCCGGCAUCGGCAUGGGUUGCUGCAGGGGCCAAAGGUCAACCGGUUGUGGCGACUGAAGCGGCGGUGAAAGCACACGUGCCGGGACUUCAAGAUACAGUUCCACUUGAGGAUGACUCACCUGAUUCCAGGAAACGUCAAGCGAAUAGAGAUAGAAAGCAAGCAAGGAAGAGAAGGUUCCAAUCUGACAUGGAAGAACUUCGAAAGCUUCGUGGCAAAGGGAAGUCCAAGUCCAAGGACCAAGCUGGAACACCCCCAUGUUUUUCUUGGGCAUCAGGAUCGGGAGUUUGCGGUGACCUUCCACCUGGUUCAGAGUGCAAGGGCCCUGUGAAAAGAGCCCAUAAGUGCAGGAAGUGCCUUUCACCAGCACACAAAGACGCCGACUGUCCCAAAGCAUGA
This is a messenger RNA of Cladocopium goreaui, 1209 nucleotides long. The record is from the annotation of a GenBank genome assembly. NCBI's taxonomy places the organism in Eukaryota, Dinophyceae, Suessiales, Symbiodiniaceae.